AAAAUGAAACGCCGGGACGCUGUUGCCAUAACAACGCAAACAGUGAGCAUAAACUUUCUGUCAUCAACAGCACCGAUAUUUCUGAAGGAGAAGCCGAAACGAAGAAGUUGGUGGUUUUAGUUUGUAGCUUUAUCAUUUUCGUAGUAAGACACAAUGAUUCCACCGGCCGAGUCUCUCCUGAAAUACGAUAACCCAGUUUUGGUCAGCAAAAGCACAGAUAAAAAAUCACCAAAGGGACGCCCUUUGAGAGUGAGCCCUCAGCAGCCUGCUGACUCUUCCCCUGUGCCACCACCUCCUAAACCAAAAUCUGCCACAACAGAGGCCACCAAGCAGCAAAAUGAGGAGAUCCUCAACGCCAUCCUUCCACCCAGGGAAUGGACGGAGGGAUACCAGCUGUGGGUGCAGCAAGUGUCCAGUGCCCCUUGUACACGGACAGAUGUGGUGCGCCUCGAGGAACUACUGGACAUGAAGAUGCAGCAAAGGCAAGCCAGAGAAACAGGCAUCUGCCCCGUCCGCAGGGAGCUAUAUUCCCAGUGCUUUGAUGAGCUGAUCAGACAGGUAACCAUCAAUUGUGCUGAGAGGGGUCUGCUGCUGCUGCGGGUUAGAGAUGAAAUUCUAAUGACCAUUGCUGCCUACCAGACACUGUAUGAGAGCAGCGUGGCUUUUGGCAUGAGGAAGGCACUGCAGGCUGAGCAGGGCAAGACUGACAUGGAGAAAAGAAUUUCUGAGCUGGAGAAUGAGAAACAAGACCUAAGGAAGCAACUGAACGAACAAAAAGCUAAAUGUGAUGCAGUUGAAAAGAGGGAAAGCGAAAAGCGUCAGGUGGAGGAAAAGAAGCACACAGAGGAGAUUCAGUUCCUGAAGAGAACCAACCAGCAGCUCAAGACCCAACUGGAAGGGAUCAUUACACCAAAGAAGUAACUUGGACAAGCAAGAACUGAGUUGCCAUUUCCCAGUGCAGAACAUCACUAAAUUUGUCUUUUUGCUUGUUCUUUUAAUUAUAUCAAUUAAUGU
This is a messenger RNA of Thunnus maccoyii (southern bluefin tuna), 1014 nucleotides long. It is a transcript of the gene dnali1, whose product is annotated as dynein, axonemal, light intermediate chain 1. Lineage: Eukaryota; Metazoa; Chordata; Actinopteri; Scombriformes; Scombridae. The record is from RefSeq and is a predicted model, not a curated record. The transcript has 6 exons. Gene Ontology annotation, molecular function: dynein heavy chain binding. The coding region runs from base 154 to 921 and encodes 255 amino acids. Gene Ontology annotation, cellular component: axoneme; filopodium.